AUGCCAUUGGUUUGCGUAGAGGGCGUCAGUAACCUAGGUGGAGAAAGGUUGAAGAGCUUUCCUGUGGCCUUUGCAUGGGUAGCCGAUGAGACAGAGAAGAGCUAUGUUUGGUUUGUGAAGUCUCUGAAAGCAAUUGUUUUGGUGGGAGUUGAUAAAGCCCCUAUAUUUGUUACAGAAAAAAGUAAAGCAUUGAUGAAUGUGCUUGAUUCCGAGUUCCCCUUGACCAAGAAGCUUCUGUAUUUCCAAAGUAAAGAGCAGCUGGAAGACAAUAAUGAUGAUUCUACGAAGGUUGUAGAAAAAAGAACUCUGGAAAAGUACUUUGAAGAUGAGUGGAUGCCGUGCAAGGAAAAGUGGACUGACUACCUCACUAGUCAAUUAAAACAUUUUGACUGUGUGACAACACAACGUGUCGAGAGUGGCCAUAAUGCUCUGAAAAGAAAAAUCUUGGCUCUUCAGUCAUUGAACUCUUCAUUUGAGCAAAUUUGCUCCUAUCUUCUCCAGUUCGAGAGCGACUAUCAGAACCUUGAGUUGAAUGAGGCAACUAUCACAGAUGCCAGAAUAUACCAUGAAUCUCGCCUCCGUGGAUUGAUUCACCACGUCUCCAGAAUUGGUUUGAUUACUAUUUGUGCUGAGCUUCUAGAAGAGGUUGUACCUGGUAAGCUUUGCAAUUGCAGAGUAAAAGUGGUGUUUGGUCUUCCUUGUCGCCAUGAUCUGCCAAGAGAUCGUAUGUUGCUAUUAUCAGACAUUCCUGAAAGAUGGAUUCUGUCUUCUUCUUUGGGUGAACGUUUGAAGCAACUGGAAUGUGACGUUUCUCUACAGAAAAUCGACAUUGAAAAACCUGCCCCAUGGGUAAAAUGUAUAACAAAGCUUGAACAAUUGUUUCAUCAGUGUGAAGGGAAUCAAAAAGUCCAGAAUCUUAUGGCAAUGGUUGAUGAACUUGUUGACAAUGCUGGUGAAAUAAUUGACCAUCCAAAUGUUGUAUUUCCUUUGGCAAGUAAGGUUAAAGCUCCUGGAAGACCUAAGCACGUCAAAAGGAAAACUGCUCUCCCAAAGGACUUUGUUCAUCACAAGCACAGACAUCUCCUUAUGCAAAAAAACAAAAAUGAUAUCAGAAGUAUUUUAAAAGAAGGACUUAAAGAAGUGAUGAAGGAGUUCUUAGAGGAGGAGCCUCUCAAAAAAAUCAUAAAAGAAAUAAAAAAAGAAACCCAAUUCGCUGAAAAACAAGAGCCUCUUGAAGAAGCUAAAACAACCAAUUUUGCUAAAAAGCAAGAGCCUCUCAAAGAAGUUGAAAAAUAUUCCUCUGGAAUUAAAAGACCUAAACAUCUCCAAGACGACUACUGGUACAAUUUGCCUAGUCCAAAAAAACAAAACAAAAAUGUGUAUGUCUUUGCUCUGCCUGCUCAAAUCGACCAAGCUGCCAUUUUGUUGAUGUUUAACCCCAAGUCCAAUGGUUGGUGCAGUUUCCGUGUAUUUGCACACCUGAAAGAGGGUGGAGAAGAUCAGUUUCCUUUGGUGAAGAAAAAGAUGUUGGCCACGAUGGCAACCCACGGUAAACUUUACGAGCACAACUUUGGCAUGGAUGUUGCCGAAGUGACAGAGGUCAUUGCCUUUGGCUCUGAGAUUGAUCCUGCUCUUGGGGAAAAUAUCCCAUCUUGCCCUUCCUCUAUGUGGUUCUCUGCACCAGACUGUGCUCAGAUAAUAGCUGACACCUAUAAUGAGCCUGUUUGUGUGUACUCGGAUGAUCAGAGCGUCUUGCCUGUAACUUUUCUUCCCCUCCAUGAUCGGAAGCCUCUCAAAAGAAAGUCAUUGCCAAUAAUCUUGCACCAUGUACAUGGGUGCCACUGGACAACAAUUAAAGUGAAGCCUCAUGUACAUUGGUUCUGGCCUGAGGUAAAUGCGCUGUAUUUUGAUGCUAUCCAUAAAGGGAGUAUCAUUGACUGCUUUUCCACAAGUUGGAAUCAUUGGGGUCAGUUCCCAAAGAAGAAGUCUUAUCUUUUACCCUCUAUUACUACAACUACUACAAUUACUACUACUGCCACUAACUCUCCUACAAAUUCUUCUGUAAAUUCUUCCAAUAUUAUUGACCUCACACAUAUAUAA
Phycomyces blakesleeanus NRRL 1555(-) is the source of this 2100-nucleotide messenger RNA. RefSeq lists its product as hypothetical. NCBI's taxonomy places the organism in Eukaryota, Fungi, Mucoromycota, Mucoromycetes, Mucorales, Phycomycetaceae. The coding region runs from base 1 to 2100 and encodes 699 amino acids. The transcript is spliced from 6 exons. The record is from RefSeq and is a predicted model, not a curated record.